AUGGAGGAAAUCGAGACAGAGAUUAUAAACACCACGGAGCAAAUCGGUAAAUUAGUCCACUGGCUCGUCCUCCGCCAUUCGCCGCCAGCCCCAUUCAGACCAACCAUGUACAUAGAUCUUGAAGGCGUAAACCUCUGCCGUGAGGGAUCUGUUUCCAUUCUCACCCUCCUAGUCGAUACCGGUAUCCCGACUGCAUGUGUCUACCUAAUCGACGUGCAUACACUAGACGCACGAGCGUUUAACACGGCUGGUGCUAAAAAGACAACGUUAAAAGAGAGUGCAACAAGGAACACUACCGCAUCCCAGAAGUUCUUAAACGGUCUCACUAAGUAUGUCGAGAAAGAAUUUCCCAUAUCCUUCAAUGGAAAAGGCGAGCGAUUGUAUAAGGCCAAAUAUAACGGUUUGUAUGAUGUGUUCAACCAGCGUCCGAUUCCCGAAGAUAUAUUGUCUUACUGUGUUGGAGAUGUCUAG
This is a messenger RNA of Bipolaris sorokiniana ND90Pr, 471 nucleotides long. RefSeq lists its product as uncharacterized. The transcript has 3 exons. Lineage: Eukaryota; Fungi; Ascomycota; Dothideomycetes; Pleosporales; Pleosporaceae. The record is from RefSeq and is a predicted model, not a curated record. The coding region runs from base 1 to 471 and encodes 156 amino acids.